AUGUCUUCUAGUACAGAGAGCCCAGAGAACACAGAACUCCUGACCCAAUUGGGCGGAUCUUCCUAUAAGCAUCGGACCAUACAAGUGGCCCAAGGUCUAGAUAUGUCAUUGCCUAGAGGCCAAGAUGACUGGUCCAAAGAAGAUAUUGUGAUGUUACUGGAAUGCAUGGAGACGAAUCUUCCAUCUAAUGACAGCCACACAUUCAGAACAACCCAGUCACAGAUGGACUGGGGAAAAGUAGCUUUUAAGAAUUAUUCUGGAGAAAUGUGCAAACUCAAAUGGCUGGAGAUUUCUUAUCGCAUGUGAAAAUUUCUCACAGAAUUAGUUCUGGAAGCUAAGGAACAUGUUGAAAAGCCCUACAGAAGCAAAAGACACAAGAAACACUCAAACUUGCCCAAGAAGACCCUGACUGCUUUCCUUCCCUUCUUCAAGGAGAAGCGGUCCCAGUACUCCCAAAAAUAUCCCAAGCUGAGCAACCAGGAGCUGACCAAGCUCCUGUCUGAGGAAUACAAGGAGCUGCCAGAGCAGAUAAGGCUCAAAUAUGUUCAUGAUUUUCAGAAGGAUAAACAGGAGUUUGAGAAGCAACUGGCUCAGUUCAAGACAGACCAUGAUCUAUUCCAGAACUCUAAGAAAUUGGAUGUAACCAAGUGGAACCCAAACAAAGGCCCAAAGAAGUUUCAGAGUCAUGGGCAGGGAGUGAAGUCUCCCCCUGAAACCUAUUUUUCCAAGGGGAUGAAAUUCCACGAACAGCCCAAGAAGCCCCCCAAUGAACAGAUAAAAGAAGUUCCACCGGGAUUUGUGGUCAAGUCAGGAGCUGCAAGAUGUGCCCCUGAGGGAGUGCAUGGUGGAGAUCAGCAGAUGCUGGCAGCGAGUCCCCCAGAGCCAGAAGGAGCUUUAUAA
Leptonychotes weddellii (Weddell seal) is the source of this 900-nucleotide messenger RNA. The record is from RefSeq and is a predicted model, not a curated record. NCBI's taxonomy places the organism in Eukaryota, Metazoa, Chordata, Mammalia, Carnivora, Phocidae.